Molecule: messenger RNA, 984 nt
Organism: Plasmodium inui San Antonio 1
Lineage: Eukaryota; Apicomplexa; Aconoidasida; Haemosporida; Plasmodiidae
Exons: 1
Coding region: 1-984 (327 amino acids)
Source: RefSeq, a predicted model, not a curated record
AUGACGUCCUCUAUAUUAGCAGGGCAGAUGAGAAAAAUAAGACAGGAAGCCCCCAAAUGGCAAAGUUGCGACAGGGAGGGGAAAGUCUCUGAGAGUUUAUGUGCCCUGGUGAACGACAGGGGUGGAAAACUAAGGACAAGCGAGUGGAAGUAUUCCAAGCACCCCCAAGACUGGGAUAGAUUUCUAGCGCCUUAUAUUGCAACCAUGAGCAAAAGUAUCUGCAUUUCCAUGGAGCUAUGGAUAAGUACCUUAAAUUGGGACCCAAGCUCGGGCCAGAAGAUAUUAAAAGGGAACUGCGGAUAUUCUGAGUUCAAGCAAAAAAUGAGGAAUUUUAAUCAGGGGAAAACCUGUGGACUUGAUAAAAACAAGUCUAGUUGGAUAGAUUUAAUAGGAACAGGGGAAUUAUAUCUGAACCAGGACAAUCAGAUGGAAUUACAAAUAUGCAUGGAAUUGGUUAGGCUGAUAAUAGGGGCCUUAAACAUUAGCAGAGGCCCCACCACAUCUGGCGUAAUAGUGGGGAAGACAGAAGAUUUAUGUCAGGAAGUAUACCGGCGUCUGCGCGAGUGGGGGGGGAAAGAGUUGGCCAUGGAAAUAAUGGGGGCUUGGUUUACAACCAGCAAAUGGCCGAAGGAUGACAGCGGGAGAAUAGGGAUUGAGGGGACAGAUAUAUUUGAGAUGAUAACUGAGGAAAUAAUGGGAGCCCAUGCUGGGAUGAAGGAGCUCGUUUGUGAUUAUAUACAGGAAGAACCCGAAAAGGCAGAAGUAGAUUGGGUCCCCUUCCAAAACGCGAUAUCGGAGGAUACCAAAGGAGUCUCCGAAAUCGAGGAAAUAGAAAUAACCCCCGAUCAAAUAAGGGACAAGGAGGAACAGCUGCAACAGAUGAUAAGGAACAUUAAACAGGCCCAAGCCCAGGACAGGGAAGUCAGAGCGGAGAUGGUGAAGCUACUGGUGGAGCGGAGGGAGAAACCCGAGUCCCUGCGAUAA